AUGGCCGCGAAAUUCGAAAGGCUUGUCAGGUUCAAGGCCGCGGACGGUCAAAUGUAUUACGGCGAGGCCGGUUCAGACUGGGAGUCCGAUCUCAAGCGGAGGGAAGUCCAGAUCUUCUCGGGCCUGGAUCCCUUUGACAGCAAUUUCAAACUCCUGGACAAGAAAGCCGUCAUAUCCGAGGUCUUGAGCCCUCUGGAGAAAGUGCCACUCACUAUCGGUAUAGGACUGAAUUACAGGAAGCAUGCUGAAGAAGCGAACUUUCCAAUCCCAACCUUCCCCGUUGUCUUCACCAAAUAUUCAGAUACCUUGGCCGGACCAUUCGAGGACAUCCCUAUCAAUCCGGAGGCAAAGGACCUUGAUUACGAAGGCGAACUCUCAAUUGUCAUCGGCAAGGAUGCGAAGAACAUCUCCGAGGAUGAAGAUCCCCUGAGUUAUGUCCUGGGCUAUACCGUGGGCAAUGACGUUUCGUCCCGUUACUGGCAAGCCCCUGCAAGGUCAGGAGGUCAGCACGGCCCAGCCAAAUCCUUUGACAAGUUCGGUCCCAUCGGUCCUGUCAUCGCUUCGCCCAAAGCAGUCGUGAACCCCGAGGGCCUCAGACUACGCACCUGGGUCAAUGGGGAAUUGAGACAGGAUGGCAACACGGACGAUUUGAUUUUUGGGAUCGGUGCCAUCAUUCGACAUUUGGCCAGAGGCACGACGGUCAGAAAGGGGACGGUGAUCAUGACAGGCACUCCGAGUGGUGUGGCCGCUUUCAUGCAGCCGGCGGCAUGGCUCCGACAUGGCGACACUGUAUCGAUUGAGAUUGAGCGCAUUGGCAAGAUCUCGAACAAGAUGGUCUUUGAGAGCUGA
Fonsecaea nubica is the source of this 849-nucleotide messenger RNA. RefSeq lists its product as hypothetical. The coding region runs from base 1 to 849 and encodes 282 amino acids. The record is from RefSeq and is a predicted model, not a curated record. NCBI's taxonomy places the organism in Eukaryota, Fungi, Ascomycota, Eurotiomycetes, Chaetothyriales, Herpotrichiellaceae. The transcript is spliced from 5 exons. Gene Ontology annotation, molecular function: acetylpyruvate hydrolase activity.